AUGGUGCCAGUUGGGGGCCAGAAUUAUAAAAUCACUUAUUGCACCACUCUGAACGAGUACGACGCGGCUGGCCUCGACCCACAUUCGGCAACACUGAUGGUGCUCUUUUUGGUUGAGACUCUUAGCACCCUUAUUGGUGUUCCACUUGAUCAGGUCUUGGCAUUUCUAUUUGGUUUCCUCUUGAAAACUUAUCUGCCUCCGCAAAAGCAUACAAUCACACAGCGACAUCUCACAGAAGUCGUUAUUGGCGUCACUGUCAUGUAUUUGUGCUACGAAGAGUAUGUGUCUUGCCUUAAUUAUAGCAUUAUUAGACGCGUCAUGCUGUUGUUUUUACAGGCUAUGCCAACUUACCUUUUGAUGAUUGUUCUCCCUCCCCAUAUCGCUCAAUACGCUGUUCUUCUCUUUACCAUGACUUUUCUUUCAUGGAUUCACAUUCAAAGGCUAGAUUUUACAGAAGCAAGACAGCAAUCUGUUGAUAUCACUGCACCUUUAAUGAUUCAAACACAAAAGCUCUCAUCUCUCGCCUUUAAUCUAUACGAUGGUGAUAUUCUGACUGAGGGCAGAAGUGUUUCAAGAGAGUCUCACAGAUUGCGUGCAAUAAAAAAUCUACCAAUGUUGCUUCCCUUCUUUGGGUACCUUCUCUGCUUCCAAAACUCGAUGGUUGGACCAUUCCUUUUCUACACCGAGUAUUUAUGUUUUAUUGAAGGCCGCGAAGAAGACCUAUUUAGUGAUCCAUUGGAUCGGGAACUUGUAACAAAGAAUAAGAAACAAAUCCGUGAUGCAAAGGCAGCUCUUAGGCGACAAGCAAUUGCGUUUCUUUUUCACGUCCUUCUCACCCUUUACGCGUUGAGUCGCUAUGGACCGGAGUAUCUCAUUUCCGAAGAGUUCCAACGAUUGGGCAUCUUCCGAAAGUACUUUUGGCUCACUCUGUACGGUUUUUAUCUCAGGCAAAAGUUCUACUGCGCCUGGUCAAUUAGUGCAUUGGCGAUGUUGAUUUCCGGAUUCGGCUUUUCGGGAUUUUCAUCCAACGGCACUUUGGAGCCGGAGUAUCGCAACGCUAUUAACGCUCGCUUCUUCGAUCUGGGGACGAACACGAAGGUGAUGCUGGACAACUGGAACAUUGGCACGACUCGGUGGCUACGCGAGUGUGUCUACGAGCGCGCGCCCAGGCGCUUCGCUGUCGUCGCGGUUUUCUUCGUCUCCGCCUUCUGGCAUGGCUUUUACCCCGUCUACUACUUCUGUUUCCUCUCUGCAGCUCUCCUUACCAUGACUGGAAGGCUCUGUCGAGCGCGGUUACGGCCCUGCUUCAUUGAAAGCUACUGGUACCACCUUCUUUACGACAUUGUCACCAAUCUCGCCGCACUUUUUUCUCUCAACUACCUCGGAAUGGGCUUCUUCCUUCUCGACACCUCACUGGCUUUCAAGCUGUGGGGGAACUUCUACUACCUGGGACACAUUGUACCACUGUUGAUGCUCUUCCUUCUGCCCUACGCCUUGCCAAGCACCACAAGCGAGCCUAGGAAAGGUGUGGUGGACGUGACGUAUGAGUUGAAGUUGGACCCUGCCUCGGGCGCCGCCACUGUGACCAGCGGUCAGAGUGGAGAGAAGCUGGACUAG
Molecule: messenger RNA, 1617 nt
Organism: Echinococcus granulosus
Lineage: Eukaryota; Metazoa; Platyhelminthes; Cestoda; Cyclophyllidea; Taeniidae
Product: Membrane-bound O-acyltransferase domain-containing protein 2
Exons: 12
Coding region: 1-1617 (538 amino acids)
Biological process (GO): lipid modification
Cellular component (GO): membrane
Molecular function (GO): acyltransferase activity
Source: RefSeq, a predicted model, not a curated record